This is a messenger RNA of Misgurnus anguillicaudatus (oriental weatherfish), 1750 nucleotides long. It is a transcript of the gene cxcl14, whose product is annotated as chemokine (C-X-C motif) ligand 14. The record is from RefSeq and is a predicted model, not a curated record. Gene Ontology annotation, cellular component: extracellular region. Gene Ontology annotation, molecular function: chemokine activity. Gene Ontology annotation, biological process: immune response. Lineage: Eukaryota; Metazoa; Chordata; Actinopteri; Cypriniformes; Cobitidae.
GCGCACGACUGUCUCUUCAGACUGAAGAGAACAGCGCACGACGGUGGACGCAACUUGUCGGGAGCUCAUUCAACCUGCACAGUUUUUGUCAAAUACUGUCACCAAAGUGACCACAAGGGGAAAGAGACUAUUUACACAGGUUCAUCGUUCAAUACUGACACAGUUUGAAGAUCUCGACUGUUGGAUUUGAGCAGCUAUUGCAAACAGACGAAGGCUGUUGGAAAACAAACUAUUUGGGGAUGAAUCGCUGUACGGCUGCUUUACUUUUGCUCGUCAUCGCAGUUUAUUCACUAAACACAGAGGCAUAUAAGUGCAGGUGCACAAGGAAAGGACCGAAGAUUCGAUACAAAGAUGUGCAAAAGCUGGAGAUAAAACCCAAACAUCCAUACUGCCAUGAAAAGAUGAUUUUUGUCACUAUGGAGAAUGUGGCGCGUUUCAAAGGUCAGGAAUAUUGCCUGCAUCCCAGACUCCAGAGCACUAAGAACCUUGUCAAGUUGUUCAAAAUCUGGAAGGACAAGCACAGGGUGUAUGAGGCCUAAACGUAUAAUAUGCACAAGGCUGAGAACAUUGUGGGGCGCACAACACUACCAGUAAAUUGUGGAUGACCAGAGGACCAAAUUUUCAAGCACAAAAAUGCCCAGUCAUGCUUACCAGUCGGUUUAAUUUAUAUGAAUGUGUUAUAAUUUAUAGUCAGACAAAAAUGCUUAUUAUACAGUGUAUAAAUGGAGAAAAGUCCCUGUGAGUCAGCACCAUCUAUAAGAAGUGAUCUUUACAUUUUUGCAAUGUCUUCUGAAGUAUCAGUUCUUGCUCUGGAUUCAUUGUGUUGUCGCAUACAAAGGGUUCCUGACACUUGCAAUAGGAUCUUGUCUGGUUUGAAAAAAUACUGUGAUACACUAUCCACAAGUGUCAAAGUAGAAACAACUGUGUAAAAAGUGUGUGAUAUGCCAAUAUUCAAAUGGUAAAAGUAAGCACCGUCACCAUCUACAAUCAUUUGGCAAAGUUGUUUUAUUCAAACAGACAUUUAGUCUUGCUCAAGUUUGCCAGAGAAACUUUAUUUAACUUACCCAGAUAUCACGUAAGGAAUAAUUGACGACAGUCCAUUGAAUUAUUUGAAAAUAAUGCACAACACAAAAUUAUUUUCAUAUAAUUCAAAGGACCCGAGUCAAUUAUUUCACUUAUACCACGGAUAACACAAACAUUGCUCUGGUGGUUAUUUUAAGACAUUUGACAGGUCAGGUGUGCAUUUUACAGAAAAAUAAUCAACACCCAUGGAACAUUGCUUAACCAAUCAGAAUAAAGCAUUUAACAGGCCCGUGGUAUAAUCUAUAUUUACACACAUACAUUACUCCUCAAUGGACAUAUACUGCCACAUUACAAGCUGCAUGAGUGCCGGGGCCUGCAGUGUUUAACAUGAAGCUUUUUAUAUCAUACUGGCAUUCCUAUCAGCACAUUAUGAACUAUGUGUGCUUCCUCUAUGAGGUGUGCAGGUUUUGUAAGCUGUUGUUUGUCACUUGUUUAUUCUUGUCUCUUUGUACAUCAAAUUGUAUGUACUGUAUAAGCACACAACAUAGGUUCUUGUGUAUAAACCACCUUGCCUAGUGUAGCUUGUUCAGAGUUUCUUAGUGAGGCCUAUGUAUUGUAUUACAGAAUUGUUGUUUUACUAUUUAAAUAAUAAAUCAUAGAAAUGUUUGAGUCAAAUCCAAGGAGUGUAAUCUUCUAAGCACAGCAAUAAAUAUUUCAAUAAAUCAGA